AUGACCACCUCAUUGCUCGAAGGCAUUCGCGUGGUCGAACUUGCGACUGCCCUGCAAGGUCCACUCGCAGCGCAAUAUUUGUCUGAUCAUGGCGCGACCGUCAUCAAAAUUGAACCGCCGACUGGCGACGCCAGUCGUUUCGUCGGCGUUUAUCCAAGUCCCGGUCACGCUGAACAGGUAAGAGGCAGCCAGUUCAUCUCAGCUAACAGGGGUAAGUUAUCGGUGUGCCUUGAUCUAAAGACCCCAUUCGGUCACAACGCCGCGGCGACACUGGUGGCAACCGCGGACGUGUUUCUGACCAACCUACGCCAGCCUGCGUUGGAACGCCUGGCACUGGACGCCGACACCCUGGAAAAACGCCAUCCCGAUCUUAUCUAUGCCAGAGCCACCGGCUUUGGCCCCUUCGGUCCAGAUGCGGACAAAGCUAUGAUUGACGGUGCGGCACAGGCUCGCGGCGGCAUUACAGCAUUGAGCGGCUCAAGUGUUUCUCCCACACCACCCGGCUGUAUGUUGGCGGAUACUUCUGGCGCGCUGACUCUGGCGCUUGGCGUGCUCACCGGGCUUACCGGACGUCUUCUGACCGGACACGCGCACAGAGUCGAUACAUCCGCCCUGGGUACGCAGCUGUAUUUGCAGAGCUGGGAGCUUCAACACGCGAUGCUGGGAGGCGAAAAAAGUACAGCAGCUGGCGCUCACCAUGCACUACUCAAUGGGUUGUAUGGCGUAUAUCAAACCAGCGAUGAAGGGCAAUUGUUCAUUGGCGUCUUUCAAGAGUUCGGAGCGUGGCAGAGAUUCUGGACAUUUGCUGGAUUGCCUGAGGUUGGUGAGGACCAGAGGUGGAACGAUCUAGCCCAACAAUUUACGAUAGACGAAGCCACGCUUGAACAACUUCGCGCCUACGCAACUGAGGCGAUCGCGGCGAAGGGCACUGAAGAAUGGACAGAUUUUUUAGCCCGGGAACCUCGCAUUAUCUGGGAGCAGGUGCGUGAUUUUGAUGGGGUUUUUGCAGACCCGCAGAACAUCGCGAACCGUCACAUUGCCAGCCUAAAUAUUGACGCACACAGCGAAACCACACCGACCGUGGGCAAUCCUGUGAUGGUUGGUGGCAACCCUUGCGACGAAUAUGCGCCACCACCCGGCAUCGGUGACCAUACGAUGGAUAUUCUCAGUGGUGUUGGCAUUUCAUCAGCUGAAAUCAACCGCCAUAUCAAUCAUUGUCACUUUCUGCGCAGCAGCCAGAACGUGAAUACAGAGGGCGUACAAUGA
Molecule: messenger RNA, 1266 nt
Organism: Symbiodinium necroappetens
Lineage: Eukaryota; Dinophyceae; Suessiales; Symbiodiniaceae
Source: the annotation of a GenBank genome assembly